This is a messenger RNA of Pomacea canaliculata, 2237 nucleotides long. RefSeq names its product vesicle-associated membrane protein 4-like. Gene Ontology annotation, cellular component: membrane. NCBI's taxonomy places the organism in Eukaryota, Metazoa, Mollusca, Gastropoda, Architaenioglossa, Ampullariidae. The transcript is spliced from 4 exons. The coding region runs from base 155 to 490 and encodes 111 amino acids. Gene Ontology annotation, biological process: vesicle-mediated transport; Golgi ribbon formation. The record is from RefSeq and is a predicted model, not a curated record.
AAGAGAUUUUAGAUUUUACGGCAUCUGACAGGUGCCGUCAAGUUGGUGUCAGCUGACUUCACUUCGCGUAAUCAACAUGGUCACGCCUAUUUUGAACUGAUUUUGCUUGCAGUUUCUAUGUAAGGCGAUCGCAACACCAGUAACAUUUUAAAUUAUGGCCAGCAGAACUGAUAACCUUGGCCAUCUGGAGGAACAAGUAAGUGAAGUAACCCAUCUGCUGAAGAACAAUGUUGAGAAGGUGGUUGAGCGAGGGGAGAGGAUUGAUGUGCUUCAGUCUCGGUCUGAAGGGCUUCAAGCAAGUUCUUCGAACUUCAGUCGUCGUGCCACACAGGUGCGUCGUACUAUGUGCUGGCAGAAUUUCCGUCUGAACUGCAUCAUUGCUUUAGUUGUUUUGGGCAUCAUUGUAGUUAUUAUCAUUGUUGUUUUAGUGGAAGUGAAGCCCUGGGAGAAAUCUGAGAACAGUGGCAAUAAUGGCACAAAACAAAUCUGAGCUGGCUGUGACUAUGUAAUAUCCAGUGGCAAUAACAAAAUCAAACAUUGUGAUUCACUGUAAAGCAUCAGAUUUGCUCAGUUUAGCAGUGGUGAGCACCAAAGAGUAUUUUAAUUUUUACAAAUUGCCAAGAUUUAGUUCUGGCAUUUCUUCACAUUCUUGUGGCUGCUCAGGGGGAGAAUAGGGGCACCUGCAUAUUCACAUGAAAGAGCAUUUAUGUGUGCAGGUGCUUUUAUCUAGGACUUUCAUUGACUGUAUAAUUUCAUUUUUCAUAAUUUCAUAAUUUCAUUCUUGUUCGUUGGAAUGAAUGUGUUGCAUGGAGAUGAAGUCUGGAAGAUGUUUAGGGCGUGCUUGUCAUGCUCAUGAUUGUCAUUUUAUUUGUUAAUAUUUAUUACAUGCUCUUGACCACCCAGAUAAGAAAUCCAAUUAACAUAUUACAGACAGUUGAUAUUUUCUACGUUUAUGCUUACUUGGUGAAAUGUGUCUUGUCACUCUAGUGUUUGUGCAUUACAGACAAACAAUAGCCUGAUUGCAGUAUUCUUGCUAAUUGUCUUGUUCCUUUACAUUCAGUUAUCUUGUGUGUUGUUGUUAAAAGACAGAUAAGAAUUGAUAAUAGUUAUUCUAAUAUUUAAAGUUAUUAUUAUAAUUAUUAUUACUCUUUAUUACAGUAACAUUACAUGUGGCAGCUUUGCAAUUUUCUUGCUUAUUUCAGAAAGAUGUCAACAUACCCUUGCACAUAUUUAGUAAAUGCAUGUGCACAUAUGCAUGGGUGUUUAUAUGUAGGUGAGUGAAGGGUAGGUCACUGUAUAUAGUUAGCCAAUAUAGUUUGAAUAAAGUUAAUAUUGGAGGGAGUCACAGUUCAGUGCUAUCGACAAAUAUUCAUUUUCUGUAAUGAUGCCAUUGAAGAGGCAAGUAAAGAAAUAAAAAAGGGUGGGGUGUAUGAGAAAAUAAUAGAUUGCAGUCAUUUAAAUUUUUUUUUAAAAUUCAUAAUGCCAUUCAAAAAUUUUUGAAUGCUGCUGCUCUACAUUGUCCUUAGAAAUUGUGUAAAGUCUGGAAGUCUAGGGUGUUUAUCAUCCUGUGACCAUAUUUACCUACAGGGUCUUCAAAGCUUCAUUACUACAACUACAUUUCAAUCAUUCAUUCAGAUCAUAAUCUUAUAAAUAUUUUUUGACAGAACUUAGUAGAGCUAAAUGAAUGACUGUAUGACGAAACAUUAUUGUGAAAGAGGUCUGAAAAUUAAUAAUAAAGAUUGGAACAUUCCAUAUUUCUGCACUGUGUGGAAGCUUUUAGCAAAAAAGUGAUUUUUUAAGCUUUGUCCUCUCUUAUAGCAGAUAAUAUGCAAUCAAAUGCUAGGUCCAAGAGGCAUAGGUGUCUUAUAAUGAAUGAUGGAAAUGUAGUUCUUGGGAUAUAAUGCGUGCAUUUUCUGUCAGCCUUUGUGUAUGUGGAAAUGCUAAUCUCUCACCUGCCUCAUUGCUACCACGCAUCACCUCAGUAAUGUAUAACUUUGUAAAAUAGUUUUUCCCCAAAGGGAUGUGGGGUGUUAGAAUUUUAAGCCGAGAAAAUAACAGCAACACAAUACCAAGAAAGAUGCCAAAGUACAGUGCAAAGUAUUCUCAACAUCGAAGAAUGUUUCACAUUAUUCUUACGUACAGUAUGCUGGCAAGAAUGUGAACUUGUUGAAAAUGUGGAGCAAAACUGUGGUAGGAGAGAGGAAUUCUUGAAAAUAAAAUAUUUUUGUUUAAAUUUA